AACUUCUAAACAACCCAAUAACAAGAGCUGACAAAGACAAGAGAAAACAACAACACCAACUUCUUUAAGAUGCAUUGAGCAUUCACAACUCUUUCUCUAUAAAUAGCUACUCAUGCAAAGCAAUUCUGCACCAUCCAAGCAAAGAGCAUAUAUCGAUCAUAGAGAGUUAGCAUCAUCUGAAAAAUGGUGACUGCGCAUUUUGUUCUGAUUCAUACCAUUUGCCAUGGUGCAUGGAUUUGGUAUAAGCUCAAACCAGCCCUUGAGAAAGCUGGCCACAAAGUCACUGCAUUGGACAUGGCAGCCAGUGGUAUUGAUCCAAGGCAAAUUGAGCAGAUUAAUUCGUUUGAUGAGUACUCCGAACCCUUAUUGACUUUCUUGGAGAAACUCCCUCGAGGGGAGAAAGUGAUCAUUGUUGGUGAGAGCUGUGCAGGGCUCAACAUUGCUAUUGCUGCUGAUAAAUACCCUGAAAAGAUUGCAGCUGGUGUUUUCCACAAUUCCUUAUUGCCAGACACCGUUCAUAGCCCAUCUUACACUGUGGAUAAGCUUAUGGAGUCGUUUCCUGACUGGAAAGACACAGUGUAUUUUAAAUACGCUAAUAACAGUGGAGAGACAAUUACUGCAUUGAAGCUGGGCUUCACACUUUUGAGGGAAAAUUUGUUCACCUUAUGCCCUCCUGAGGAUUAUGAACUGGCGAAAAUGUUAACAAGGAAGGGAUCGUUAUUUCAAAACAUUUUAGCAAAGAGAGAGAAGUUCACUGAGAAAGGUUAUGGAUCAAUUAAGAAAGUUUAUAUAUGGACCGACCAAGAUAAAAUAUUUUUACCAGAAUUUCAACGCUGGCAAAUAGCAAACUACAAACCAGACAAGGUUUACCAGGUGCAAGGUGGAGAUCAUAAGCUUCAGCUUACUAAGACUAAGGAGAUAGCUCAGAUCCUCCAAGAAGUGGCUAAUGCUUAUGCUUGAAGCAUUUAAUUGCUAUCAAGUGAAUGUGGGUGCAUCUAUAAAUAAUCUCACAUUUUCAUGUGAGAACUAAAUUGCACCAAAAUAAGAGUUGUUGUUUAGUUUUACUGUUUUAUGUUGGAGUUUUUCGUGUUCAAGUAUCUCCUGUUAUGCUCUUUUCCAUAAUUAAAUAAAUAAACUUAUCCAAUAGGUGUUUUGCUAUCA
This is a messenger RNA of Manihot esculenta (cassava), 1161 nucleotides long. Its product is annotated as (S)-hydroxynitrile lyase-like. Gene Ontology annotation, molecular function: methyl salicylate esterase activity; methyl indole-3-acetate esterase activity; methyl jasmonate esterase activity. The record is from RefSeq and is a predicted model, not a curated record. NCBI's taxonomy places the organism in Eukaryota, Viridiplantae, Streptophyta, Magnoliopsida, Malpighiales, Euphorbiaceae. Gene Ontology annotation, biological process: salicylic acid metabolic process; jasmonic acid metabolic process. Bases 184 to 960 code for a protein of 258 amino acids. The transcript has 3 exons.